AUGGCAGAUCGUCUUUUUGCAAUGGCCCGACAGGUUUCGGUUUCCAAGCUCAAACGCAUUAUCCAGGAGCUGCUGAUUCUUUUCUCCCGACUUCACGCUGGAAGGGGAGAAGCAGUGUCUUCCAAACCCCUAACUGACAGUUUCGGUUGGAAUGGGGAAGAAGUACUUUUAUACAUUGUCACCUUUCACUUAAGCAUACAGGUUUUUGUACACCAAGACAUUCAGGAAUUGAAUCGCCUGCUGUUUGAACAAAUAGAAAUUGCUCUCAAAAAUACCGGACAACAGAACCUUAUCAAUGACCUCUAUCAUGGAGUUUUACGGACAAGAUUCAGUCGCUUCACGGACCUGCCGCCAAUUCUUACUCUGUCACUCUCCCGUUUCUACUAUGAUGCUAAAUCAAUGGAGGCACGUAAACUGGACAAACUCUGCAGCUUUCCAAUGCAGCUGGAUAUGGCUGAUUUCGUAGCAGAUAAUUAUACGAAGGAAGUGCUGUACGACUUGUUCUCCGUGGUCAUUCACGUUGGCAACACUGCAUGCGGUGGUCACUAUCACGCCUAUAUAAAAGAUCCCUAUGGUGUAUUUAAUGGCGGCGUCCGGUCCAGCAAGGUGAGUCUGUAUAACCGAUAUCUUUUGAAACAUUUUUCUCAUCUUUUGGUCUAUUCUAGAAAAUUCGCUAUACAACGAAACAUCUGCCCUUAA
This is a messenger RNA of Dibothriocephalus latus, 699 nucleotides long. Lineage: Eukaryota; Metazoa; Platyhelminthes; Cestoda; Diphyllobothriidea; Diphyllobothriidae. The record is from the annotation of a GenBank genome assembly.